Gigantopelta aegis is the source of this 1022-nucleotide messenger RNA. RefSeq lists its product as uncharacterized. Gene Ontology annotation, cellular component: mitochondrial ribosome. Lineage: Eukaryota; Metazoa; Mollusca; Gastropoda; Neomphalida; Peltospiridae. The record is from RefSeq and is a predicted model, not a curated record. The transcript has 7 exons. The coding region runs from base 38 to 643 and encodes 201 amino acids.
UCAUGCAGUGGAGGAAAGUAAAAAGGACAAAAAGAAAAUGGCUGCGUUAAUGUUCAAUGUUUGGAAACAGAUUGUGUUACAAGUUCCUGGCAGACUUGCAAGUGCUCAUCAGAAUAAAUUAUUACCAUCAGUAUGCGAGGCUUGUAAAAAACACAGGAGGUACAUUAGCAAAUCAGCAAGCUUGAAUGGUGUUUUUGAACCUACAGAUGUUAAUACUGGUCCAGAAAUUCCUGAAUACGAUGUGCUAGAUGUGAAAAUGACUGGUUAUGACUUCGUACCUCUGGAAAACUUUGCCAAAUAUAUUCACAGUCUAGCAGAUGGUCUUGGACUUGAUACUGAAAGCUGGCCUAUCCCAAGUGCAGACAGCCAAAUAAAGGUUUUCAAGAAAAAUACCACAGUUGUACAGUCAACUUUUGAUUUAAAAAAGUUUGGAAGAGUAGUACAGCUUCAGAAUGUUCCAUCCACUGUGCUACCUAUAUUUAUACAAAUAGCAAGAUCACAUCUCCCAGAGGGAAUUGAUAUUACAAUUCAGAAAACAAGUGAGGAAGAAGAAGAAGAUCGUUACAUCCCAGACAAAGAGCUUGAAGGUCUCCAGGCUGAAAUAGAUGCUAUAAAUGCUGCGAGGGAAGAGAGGCGCAAAUAAAAUCUUGUACUUUGUUUUAACAUUUGGUGAAAAGUUGAUGAGCUCAACAGAAUAGUAAACAUGAGUUCUCGUCUUAAUUGGACAUGGUGUUGAGUGCCUCAUUAAAUAAAACAUUUCCUUCCUUCCUUUAUUGGACAUGGAUUCAAACCAGAUAUUGCAUUAUUAUUACUAAGCAAGCAAGCUAUCAUGGUCGUGUGUGUUAUUGAGGAACAAUUCUGUGUUUUUCAACUACUUCAGAAUAUGGUCUGUCAGGAACAGUUGUUGAUCAAACUUGGAUAAACUUUGAUAGAAGUAGAUUAACCUGAAAAAAACUAAAUAAAAUGUGGAGUUUUUUUUGUUUUGUGAAAAUUUAAUAUUAAUAAAUUAAUGUACGUUGUCA